Molecule: messenger RNA, 5056 nt
Organism: Labeo rohita (rohu)
Lineage: Eukaryota; Metazoa; Chordata; Actinopteri; Cypriniformes; Cyprinidae
Product: anoctamin-1
Exons: 25
Coding region: 358-3174 (938 amino acids)
Biological process (GO): chloride transmembrane transport
Cellular component (GO): plasma membrane
Molecular function (GO): chloride channel activity; protein dimerization activity
Source: RefSeq, a predicted model, not a curated record
UCAAGAGAACAGCCACGACCAUUACAAGCAUCCAAACGCCACACAGUCCGUUACAUUAAAUCAGUAACACUGUUUAAUGUCAGAUAUGUUUAUAUAGCUAGAUAGAUAGAUCGAUAGAUCGAUCGUCACAGAGGAGCGUCUGACAAGAGUUGCGCGUCUGGAGGGAGGCUGUUACUCCGCGCGCUUUCUUAAGAAUCGUGUGAAGAGCGCGCGCUCCAGUGAUGUCUCCUCGCGCGGAGCCGCUUCACCUGUAGACUGUUGCGGGAGUUCAGGACCGGUUUAUUCUUACUGUCUGAGGUUAAAUUGUAAACCGCAAUCUGUUGGAGAAGUUCACUGCUGGAAACACACACAGCCAUAAUGAACAAUGAGCAGUAUUCUUCUGUACCAAUCAAAGAAAAGCACAUGAACAUCAUCAGUAUCAAAGCCAUAGAAGACAUUGGAUAUGAUCUUCGAGACUCUAUUAUCCUGAAGUCUCUCGCUCCCGAGGAGAACACACAAUGUCGGCGGGGUCUGUAUUUCCAGGACGGCAAGAGGCGGGUGGACUACAUCCUCACUUACCACAUCAAGAAGACCAGCAGCUCCCGGCGCCACACGUCACGUCUCAGAGACAACGCCUUUACCCGCACCCUGCGGCGGGGUCGAGCGCCGCCUCCGCCCGCUCCCAAAGAUGACGCCGAAGUGGGCUCGCCUGACCACAGCUUGGACCACCACGAUGACGACAAAUGUUUACGGCGUGAGGAGUUUGAGAGUAACCUGGUAGAGAUGGGCCUGGAGCUGGAGCGAGACGAGGAGACCAAGACUCCUGGUGUGGGCUUUGUGAAGAUUCAUGCUCCGUGGAGCGUUCUCUGUCGAGAGGCUGAAUUCAUGAAACUGAAGAUGCCUACCAAAAAAGUGUAUGAAGUGAAGCACAGCAGUGGUGUAAUGGAAAAGAUCAACGCGUUCAUCAGCAAACUAACAGAUCCUCUUCAUCCAAACUUAGAAGAUAACAGGAUACAGAAAGUGAAGCACCUCUCGUACCCAUUCUCCAGGGAAAAGCAGCAUCUGUUUGAUUUGUCUGACAAAGAUUCCUUUUUUGACAGUAAAACAAGAAGUUCAUUAGUAUUUGAAGUUUUGAAGCGAACCAAGUGCAAAAACCAAGCGAAAUUUAGCAUGGGAAUAACUAGUCUGCUUGGGAGUGGCGUUUAUUUGGCUGCUUAUCCAUUACAUGAUGGUGAUGUUGGUGGGGAAAAUGCUGAGCCAAAUGACAGAAAGCUGUUGUACGAAGAGUGGGCCAGCUACAGUGUCUUUUAUAAGUACCAGCCCAUCGGUUUAAUCAGGAAGUACUUUGGAGAGAAGAUCGGUCUAUACUUUGCUUGGCUUGGCAUUUACACCCAGAUGCUGAUCCCUGCUUCCUUAGUAGGGGUCAUCGUGUUCCUCUAUGGAUGCGUUACUGUUGAUGACGACAUUCCGAGUAUGGAAAUCUGCGACCAGAGGAAGAACAUCACCAUGUGUCCGCUGUGUGACCGCGUGUGCAGCUACUGGAACCUGAGCACAGCGUGCGGGACGGCCCGGGCCAGUCAUCUGUUUGAUAACCCCGCGACUGUCUUCUUCUCUAUCUUCAUGGCGUUGUGGGCGGCGUUCUUCAUGGAGCACUGGAAGAGGCGGCAGAUGCGUCUCAACUACGAGUGGGAUCUCACGGGGUUUGAGGAAGAGGAGGAUCACCCGCGAGCCGAAUAUGAAUUCAGAGUCAUGCAGAAAUCACUGAAGAAAGACCAUAAAUCACAGAAGCCAGAGAAAGAAAAGCUCACGUGUAAAGACAGAUUUCCUGCGUAUAUGACAAACCUCAUCAUGAUGCUUUUAAUGAUCGGUGUGACGUUUGCCAUUGUAUUUGGUGUGAUUUUAUACCGGAUCUCAACCAAAGCCGCUCUGGCUAUGAGCUCAAACCCCACGACCCGCUCCAACGUCAGACUGACGGUUAAAACCACCGCGGCCAUCAUAAACCUGGUGGUCAUUCUCAUUCUGGAUGAAGUGUACGGCGCCGUGGCACGUUGGCUCACAGUUCUCGAAGUUCCUAAAACAGAUAAGAGCUUCGAAGAAAGGCUGAUCUUCAAAACAUUCAUCCUCAAGUUCGUGAAUGCGUUCACUCCCAUCAUUUACAUUGCGUUUUUCAGAGGCAGGCUCGGUGGGCGUCCGGGAAGUUAUCUGUAUGUGUUUGAGUCCUAUCGGAUGGAAGAGUGCGCUCACGGCGGCUGUCUCAUGGAGCUCUGCAUUCAGCUCAGCAUCACGAUGCUCGGCAAACAGCUCAUCCAAAACAACCUGUUUGAGAUCGGCGUCCCUAAACUGAAGAAGCUGAUCAGAUUCAUUAAAUCCAAGAGAGCCUCUUUCCAGGAAGAGGAAUAUGAGAAGAAGUUACAGCGUUAUGAGACGGAUUAUUUCCUGGAGCCCUUUGUUGGCCUCACGCCCGAGUACAUGGAGAUGAUAAUCCAGUUUGGCUUUGUGACUCUUUUUGUGGCAUCUUUCCCACUGGCGCCUCUGUUUGCCCUCCUGAACAACAUCAUUGAAAUCCGGCUUGAUGCCAAGAAGUUUGUGGCAGAACUCAGAAGGCCAGAUGCAGCCAGAGCUAAAGACAUAGGAAUCUGGUAUAAUAUUCUCAGAGGAGUCGCAAAAGUGGCAGUUAUUGUCAAUGCAUUUGUGAUCUCCUUUACAUCAGACUUUAUUCCACGGCUGGUCUACAAGUACAUGUACAGUCCGGAUGGGUCAAUGCAUGGCUUUGUCAACCACACGCUGUCUUACUUUAAUGUUAGUCACUUCCAGAACGGUACUGCCCCAUUGGAACCUUUCCACCUAGGCUUCCAUGUGGACAUCUGCAGGUAUAAAGACUACAGAGAGCCUCCAUGGUCUGCGACACCAUACGAGAUCUCAAAAGAGUUCUGGGCUGUGUUGGCAGCCAGACUAGCAUUUGUCAUUGUCUUUCAGAAUGUGGUGAUGUUGAUGAGUGAUAUUGUGGACUGGAUCAUCCCAGAUAUUCCCAAAGACAUCAGCUUACAGAUCCAUAAAGAGAAGAUCCUCAUGAUGGAUCUGUUCAUGAAAGAGGAACAGGGAAAGACACGGAUAGAGGACAGCUGUAAGGAGACGAGUCCCAGCUCUCUGACGCGCUCGCGCUCCGUGUCUCACACGGCCUGCAAAAACUACUAACAUCAGCAGCCUACGAGUUUCUGUCGUUACAUUCCACUGACAAACCCCAGACGUGGUGUUGGGUCUAAAAUAAGGCUAAAAUAAGGCCUGUUGCCAGUGCACACUGCCCGAGUUCAUCUUGUACAGUUCUUCAUGCUACUUAAAUGUGAUUUGUGUGCUCUACAUUUUUUUUUGGUCAUAUUCAUUUCCCUCUCUUUCAUUGUUCUUUUUCAGUGAAUGCUGCUGUAACACAUUCUAAUGACAAUAAAAAUGCAAAGGUGAAACUUACUCUACAGAAGUAUGUGAACGAAAACACUUCUGGCUUUGUGAGCUCGAUUUUCUGCAUCAGUGUAUCAGAUUCAUCAUUCAGAUGAUGAGGUGUGUUUGAUGAAGGUUGUGGAGCUCGAGGGCUAAAGAUGAUGAACACUGUCUUCUGUGUUGUCUUGCAGGUCAGUCAUUGUCAUGGUAAAACAGUUUAAAGAAUCUUGUUGAGCAAGUUAGUUAAACUAUCCGAAGAACAUAUCGAAUGUAAUGAGAGACACAUUUGAAAGAUAGUAACUCUAUCGCCCCCUUGAGUACUAAGGUUUGUUAUCACCACAGUAGUGCAAGAAUAAAUGUUACAGUAUCAGACCGCACACUUUCUAGCUUAUAAAUUCUUCUUAUUACUAAUUGAUUCUUUAAACAAAUUGCAUAAAUGUCUUAACCAUCAUGGUAAAACAAUUGUUUAUACACUGACAAAAUGCUUAUAUGAAGCAUAUCAGUUAUCGUUGCAGAUCAAGGCAUUAAAAAUCUGAAUGUAAUGAACAAUUUACCAGUAAAAAGGGCCGCUAGAUGUUUUGAUUGAAAUGUUUGAUUUUGAUUUUCAAACUGAUGGUUUUGGUUGUUUUGUUUGCAGUUGUUUGUGAUUGAGAAUACCUACUGUCCUCUAUUUAUAUUUAUUACGAAGUCUAAAUAUGCGAGAAGUUGUGAGGAUUUUUUAGACAAGGAUUUCUAUAAACAUUUUGAUCAUUCGAACAAAUGGACGUCAGAUGUAAUCAGAGGCCACAACGAAAACUGGAUCAUAGUCUGAUCCUAAUAAAUAUUCAUAACAUGAUAUUUUUGGAGUUUUGAAAAGCCCCAGCAGAUCUGAAGUGGACGGUCAUUCUUCUGUACGUUCAAACCGUCAGACGGGCUCCAUCUCUGAAAACAGUGUUAAUGUGUGAGCCUUUCUCUGUGCUCUGCUUUAAUUCUUUUAAUCAAAUGUACCUCCAUAUUUAAUGUUUUCACUUUUGUUGUAUGAUGGUAAUUUUUCUAAUGCUUCUAAUAAUUUCUAAUUUUGUACAUUGGAUGCUUUUCAUAUUUAAUGGUGCUUGAUAGGAUAUUCAUUAUCUGUAUGUUGUGCAAGUAUUAACAUUGUGGAACAUUAUCAUUUCAUAACGCUUCUCAUUCACAUUGUUCAUAGAGUAUAACAGACUUGAAAACCAUAAAUUCCAUAUUAAAUCCAGUAAUGUUUUAGGUUUUUUACAGAAUCACUAAGUAACUAGGCUCUUAAAUUUCUAAGGCAUCUGUCCUGAGACGUAUGGCUUUUGCUUAACAUUUACAGUUUGCACCAAAUGGGUUGUACAGUAAAAACAUGUCAAGACACAAAUGAACUGAAGGCAAUUUCCUGCAUCCAAGAUAAACCAUUUCUGUGCUGAUAUAUUUUAAGGUCUUACAUACCAAGCAGAACAGUCAUUGUUUUUUUGUUUUUUUUAAGGAUGAUGUUUAUUUAGUGCCUUACAUGUCUAUUAAAUUGUUAAUACGCAUAACUUAUAUCUUCUGUUUGCUUGCCUUAAUUUAGAAACACUGUGUGCUUUAGUGAAUGUCGCUGUGCAUUGUAAUGUAACACUAAAAUGAAAUAAAGCCUACUUCAGUUGUCAGUUUA